Messenger RNA from Verticillium dahliae VdLs.17, 1284 nucleotides. Its product is annotated as p60 domain-containing protein. Lineage: Eukaryota; Fungi; Ascomycota; Sordariomycetes; Glomerellales; Plectosphaerellaceae. The transcript has 3 exons. Gene Ontology annotation, biological process: ribosomal large subunit assembly; rRNA processing. Bases 1 to 1284 code for a protein of 427 amino acids. The record is from RefSeq and is a predicted model, not a curated record. Gene Ontology annotation, molecular function: 5S rRNA binding. Gene Ontology annotation, cellular component: nucleolus.
AUGCCCGUUCUCAAGCCCCUCUCGGGGUCGACCGAGGCGCCCCAACAGCACAAGCAACCGUCAAGGAAAGGCAAGAAGGCAUGGAGGAAAAACGUCGACCUCACCGAAGUUGAGCAGGGCCUCGACGCCCUCAACGACGAAAUCAUCCGAGGUGGUGUCGCCGCCGAGAAGGACUCAGCCGACCUCUUCGCCAUCGACACCGUCGGCGAGACGGACCCCAAGAAGAAGCAGCGCGUGACCAAGACGCUGCGCGCUGACGAGAUCAUCGCCCAACGCUCCGCCGUCCCCGCCGUGUCCCUGCGCAAGCGGCCCGCCCCCAAGACCUCGGACGGCCUGCUCCCGACGAAGCGCGCCCGCAAGGACUGGGUGUCGGCCGCCGAGCUCGCGCGCCUGCGCCGCGUCGCCGACGGCCAGGCGCCCUCGACCAUUGACGUCCAGCCCGCGACCUACGACGUCUGGGCGGCGCCGCCGCCCGUCGAGAAGCCCGUCGUCGAGCGCGCCGAGGACAACUUCAUCCCCGCCAAGGAAAUGCCCAAGCCCCCGCGCACGCUGCGCCACAAGCCCGUCUCCCUCGCGGGCGACUACGCCGCCCGCCUCGAGGUCGAGUCGGCCAAGGCCGUCGAGGCCGAGAAGAAGCGUCUCGCCAAGGAGGAGGAGACGCGCCUGCGCGAGGAGGCCAUUGCCCGGUCCGCUGCCGAGGCCGACGCCGCCGAGGCGCGCGCCAACCUCUCCGAGUGGGACGAGGACUCGGCCUGGGAGGGCUUCGAGACGGAUGCCGAGGGGUCGGAUGCCGAGGGUGUGUCGGCGCCGAGCAAGCCGCGCAAGCGCAAGACAACGGUCCAGCGCAACAGGAUCAAGCGCCGCAGGGCCGAGGAGGGUCUGAAGAAGCACGAGUCCAAGAUCAAAGCCCGCGACGAGCAGACGAAACGCAUCAGGGAGAUUGCGUCCGAGAUUGCCGAGCGCGACGCCUUUGUGCAGGCCCUCGUCGCGCAGCAGGCCGAAGUCGACUCUUCGGACGAGGAGGACGACGGUGCCGGCGAGGUCGUGCUGCGGAGGAAGAAGCUCGGCAAGAGCAAGCUGCCCGAGGGUGACCUCGAGCUCGUUCUGCCGGAUGAGCUGCAGGACUCGCUCCGCAGGCUGCGGCCCGAGGGCAACCUGCUCAAGGACAGAUACAGGAGCUUGCUGGUGCGUGGCAAGGUCGAGAGCCGCAGGAGGAUCGCCUUCCACAAGGCGCCAAAGGUCAAGUACUCGGAGAAGUGGUCGUACAAGGAUUUCAGGUUAUAG